This is a messenger RNA of Paramuricea clavata, 4257 nucleotides long. NCBI's taxonomy places the organism in Eukaryota, Metazoa, Cnidaria, Anthozoa, Malacalcyonacea, Plexauridae. The record is from the annotation of a GenBank genome assembly.
AUGACAUCGUCGGUCCUUGAAAGUUCUGAAGAAAAGAUCAAUGGCUUUAAGUUGAUGAGGUUGAUUGUUGAUGGAGGAACAGAGGUAUUGAGAAACAUCUUCUUAAGCAUACAUCCAGGUAAUUUGCAUGCUGUUUUGUCUACUCAUUGCCAUACACUUUAUCCACUGUUUAAGACCAAGAACAUAAUCACGCAACCACAAUGGGAUAAACUGUACCCACCUCCCCCAAGAAUUCCAAAUAUUCAAGAAUUUGAUAUAACAUUACUUGUUAUCCUGUUAAGGAAUAUUUGUGGCUUAUCUCCUCCCAGUACAGGGUGGAAUGUUAUGCCAAGUUCCACUGACAAUUCUCGUGAAGCGAACAUUGUUCGUAUUAGGCUAUUUCGUAAUAAUUUCUUUGGUCAUGUCCCUGGCAUUGAUGUUAGUAGGUUAGAUUUUGAGGCUUAUUGGGUGGAGGUUGGUUCGGCUUUACGUAGUUUGGGUUUAAAUCAAGCUGAAAUUGACAGAUUGAAGGCUGAGGAAUGUGGAGAAGAGGAAGUGAAGCGUGUGAGAAAAGAAUGGAAUGAAAGUGAGAAAGAAGUAUUGAUAGAACUUGGUCGAUUGGGGAAAAAAAUCGAUGAAUCCUUGAAACAAGUUAAGUCUUCCACAGAAGGCAUCCUUUGUGAGUGCCUUAAUGAACAUGACUUUAAAGACGAAAUACAAUCGUUUUAUGUCAACUACACUAAAGGCACUCGUGAGUGGGUUUUUGACCAGGUAUCAAAAUGGCUAAACAACAAAUCGUCUUAUAAUCGUGCCUUCAUUGUUUCUGGUCAAGCUGGAAUGGGUAAGUCUACUAUCGCCGCAGUUACAUGUACACGUUUCCCGGAAUUUUUUGGAGCUUGCCAUUUUUUCCAAUAUAACAAUAGUAGGUACAAUAAUCCAAAGUUUCUCCUCCAGUCGUUGGCGUCGCAGCUAUGUCAUGUCAUUCCGGAAUAUAAGCAAAAUCUUACCAACAACUUAUCUGGUAAUAAAGCACAGUUGUUGGACCACCAGAACAUCGAAGGGAUGUUCUCAGUGUUGUUUCAAGAACCAUUUUCAAAGAUUUCCGAUCCAGGUAAGCAUUUUCUGAUCGUAAUAGAUGCGCUAGACGAAUGCCGACAGGAAGAAAAACACAAGCUUGUUGAUUUCAUUGCUACAUAUUUUCACAAAUUUCCCAUGUUUAUUCGAUUUUUAAUCACAACCAGAUCAGAAACAGAUAUUGCCCGUAAAUUCCAAGAAUUAAACCCCCUGUUUCUGGAGCCAGAUGAUGAACGGAAUUUAAAGGAUCUUCGACAUUUUUUUGAGGAUAAAUUGAAGACCAUGUCAGAAUAUGUUCAAAGGGAGGAGCUUGUCGAAAAAUUAGUUAAAAAAUCUGAAGGUCUGAUGCUCUACGCAUCUUUUCUUUGUAAACUUCCUGAAAACGGUUCCAUCAUAUCUAACAGUGAAAACUUACCUGCAGGUAUUGAAGAGAUCUACAAUAGGUAUUUCAAUCGCCUUGAAAGCGAACUUCGAAAUCUAGGCAUUGAUGAAAAACAAUUUUUAAAAUUUUUAAGCGUAAUAGCAGUUGCAAAACGACCGCUUCCUUUAGCACUUCUUGAAAGAUUACUUAGCUCUGACAAAGAUUUGUCGAUUGCGGGCAGAACUUUGCGAAAAUUAAUUAAUUGCCUCUCUUCUGUCCUUGUCAUCAAGGAUGAAUCCGUGUCGUUUUUUCACAAAUCAGUAAAAGAUUGGCUAGUAAUAACAAAUCAUGAUUUCACAAUCAUUGAGACAUAUGGUCAUAGAACGCUCGCUGAUAUUUGCGUUUUUCAAAUGCAAACAUUAAAGCAAAACGAAGUUAGCUCAACAUUUGAUCUUGCUAUCGUCUAUGCAUUGCAGUACGGAACACAACAUGUAUUAGAGGCGGAAAUAAAAGACGUGUAUUUCCUGACAGAAUUGAUAAACCACGUCACUGACUUAGAAGUCGUGCAUGCGGGUGUUUGUAGCGAUAUUUAUACAACAUUAAGCAAUCUUUCUAGCCUAGAUAGCUGCAAUAUGCACAACAGCUCAAUAUGUGAGGAAACGCAAAGAACCAUAAGAACGCUCAUCUUUAUAAUAAGAAAGUUUAUAUACAUUUUGAAAGAUGUUCCACAGUCAUUUCUACAGUAUGUUCUAAAUGAAAACGAUGACGUACUUUCACCCAAAGCAUGCGCCUUGUUAAUGACCCGCUACAGGGGUCUUGCAUAUUUCGAAUCUGAAGACGGAAAAGAAAAUAUUGAAAAGGCUUCGAUAGGACGUAUUUUAACGUCAAGGCAGGUUUUAGAUAUUGAUAUUUCACCGUCAGAAGAUUUCCUUAUAUGUGGAUACGAAAAAGGAGUUGAAUUGUUUUCUCUGUCUGAUUUUAAACUUCUUUGGAAAAUUGACGAUUUUCUUGUUGAAAGACGAGAAUGUGCAUGCUGUUUUUGCCGAUUAACAAAACCACAUCGUCGCAUUGUUUUUCACCCUCUUAAAAACAUCAUUUUCCCCGGGCAGCUUACCCGUGUACUUAAUUUAAAAGGAAAAUUUGAAACUGGAAUGCUUGUAUGCGAAGAAAUACCCAGUAAGUUUACAAAUUGCUGUUUUUCUCACGAUAAUACAAAGAUGAUAACAAAUUACGACAUUCAUUUGACAGUUUGGAAUCUACUUGAAAAUAAGAAAAUAGUAAGUCUUUCUUGUCGGUCAGAAUUAUUUUCCAUUUUGUUCUCAGCUAAUGACAGAUUUAUUGGAACAACAAACAUUGACGAGUUAUGUGUUUACGAUACUGAGAACAGUUACAGCAUGGUAUCAAGGUGUUGUUGUGGAAACAUCAAAGUUUUAGUUUCGCCGUUUCAUUUAGAUUCCUGGUACUGCUUGGUGGUAAAAAGCGUGCUAAGAAGAAAAAUCGAAAUUGUUAAAUAUGAUUUAACAGUUAAACCUGUCCGAGAACAUUUUUUUAUGUCAAUGAUGCCAACUAACGCUAGGGCUGCCGCUGAAUUCCAAGCGGUAAUGGAAAGUGAAGAUCGCUCGUGGCUUGUCAAAGUAGGCUGUGGUUCUUUUUUCAUCCUCAGUAAUGGAAAUGUUUUGGUUUCCAGCAAUCACGAAAGUGAAAUAAAAUUGUUUAGACUUAAUGAGUUGAUUCAGAAUUCAAAAACUAUGCAAAGGCCAAACCUACUUCUCUCUCUCCGGUAUGCGGUAAGUUGUUCUGUUUCAGUCGAUGGAAGAUAUGUUUACACACAUGACAGUAGAGGUACUUUGCGCAUCAUGAAGCCUCAAUCAGUAACAUUUAAGAUACUUGGUCUAAAGAAAGACAAUCUUAUUCCUUUUGUUCCAGUAGCGAAUGGUGUGUUCUUUUGUGGAGAGGUACGGAAUCCUUUAUGGACACUAUUUGUGGGUAAAAAUGAGUUCUUUGCAGGCAUCCCUGAACUGUGGAAUUCCGAAGUGACGCAACGUCUCGCUAGUUUCCCUGAACUGACUGGUACUUCUCAUUGUCUUUCAGUUGCACAAGAUUUAGUAGCUUGCAUUAUGGAGUUGCAGGUUUGUUUUUUUAAUGUUCUGAAAAAAACAAUAGUUGCACGUAUACCAUUCCCUGAACAUAUUUUAUUCUUUUCACGUGCACACAAGCUUGAAAUCAAGGUGAUCGCAUGCAGUAGUCUAUAUCAUGUGCUUAUGAGAAAUGGAAUUUUUACAUAUAUAUUACAAAAUGCGAACAGUGUAGAUUCAGGAUCACAUGUAUUUAACAUGCCAGUCGUAAGUUACAUAAACACUGCUUCUUUUUCCCCCAAUGGACGGUUAUUAGCAUUCCUUUCGAGUAACUGGGAAACUUUGAAUAUCUUGGACAUUGAUACAAUAAAAAUUCGUAGGAAGCUUUCGCUCUAUUGCGCAAAAGGAUCGAAACUGCAAUUUGUCGACGAGGAACACCUUCUUUGUGAAAUAUAUAAUACUCACUUGUGUUUAAUUAAUGCCAAAACCUGUGACAUAUUAACUUACAUCAGUAUGGGUUUGGUUAACGACGACCUACAUUACCCAAGUGUGGGUGUUUUUGCAUGCCGUGAUACAGUUGGUAUUAUUUUUUGGAGUUACCAUAACGAAAAAUUUAAACUAAUUAAACUUUGGUUACCACAGCAACGUAAAGAUGAGAAUGAAUUAUCCGAAUGUUCUUGCUGGAUGCAUUCUGGAAGUAUAAAUAUCCCCAUCCGUAGUUUUCAAAAUGAAAUACUUACGGCUUUUCAGUUCAGUGUUACCAUAUAG